AUGGCGCCCACCACCAGCAAUGCUGCAAAGGCGCUCCAGCAGAACCGUCAAAGGCCUGCUGCUGGGCCAAGGCAGAUCGUACCGGCUAUCCCAUUGUCCUUCGUCCAGAAGCGUCAAAAGUCACAAUCUGCAAAGCCAAAGGAGGAAAUUGCUGUUCCGCCGCCUCCACCUCCGCCUGUGGUUGACGAGCCUUCACCGUCUCCUACAAUUCAACCUGAAAUGGCUGUAGUAAACGGGUCGACAAGAGAUCAAUCGGAAAUUCUGGAGGAGGGUACAAACGACUCCGCUUCAGUCUCUGCGACAGAGGAAGCAGCGACCGAGAGUACUGUGGCGCAAACAGAGGCUUCAGUUCACGAGUCACUAGACGAACCACAGGAAGCUUCGAAAUCUUCAGAGACGACGUCUUCGGAGCUGAGAUCACCCUACCACAUGCCUGCGCCAUUCGUCCCUGCGAAGUCAGACCUCGUUUCUACGAUGAGCUCCGAGAGAGUCCAAUUCCCGCCCCAAGCCAACUUCAACGGCCAGUCUCCUAUGCAUCACGCCCACCCCAUCGCCGGAAGUGUUAUGUUUGGCGGCUACUCCGACUCGAACACAUCGUCUCCCGCACCUCAGUCAGCUGGCAAUGUUCCUCCCUACCCGUAUCCGAACCAACAACAGCCCAGGGUUGCAGGACGUCAUGGCGCACAUCAGUCGAAUGGAGGCCAUUCUCACCACUUGUCCAACGGGUUUUCCCCCAUGAACCCGCCUCCGGGAUACUACACGCAUCCAGAAGGCAACAUGAACCCAGCUGCAGAUAGUUAUGCCCGUCGGCAGAUGGUCUCAUUUGCGGCCCCUGACGGAUAUUCCCCAUCUAGCACUCCUUCAGGUAUGGAGGGACAACGAUUCAACAACCACGAAUUUCCUUCCACACCCCACAGUUUCCAUGGCUCGCAAUCUUCGGCUCCCAGUGAACAAGAUAACGGUCCGGCUUUCUAUGGUCAAUACCCAACUGCUGUCAUCUCAAAUGGCAGCAAUGGUCACAUUGACGAUGUCCGUCUCUACCAUUCGUCGCGCUCAAAACACCAGGGUUCCUAUCAGAACAACCCAAAUCACUUUCCGUCGCAUCUACCUGCUCAACCACCAAUGCCGAUUGACAACCUCGACGGGCUGGUCAACUAUGUGCAAAGCCAAUUCAACAUCUCUGAAUUCGCCGACUACACAGUGGAGUUGCGCUACGCGGAUGACCGAGUCCGUCCUGAUUAUGUUCCUGGCCACGGUCUUAUGUUUGCGCGGAGCCCAACCCUCAAGACUCUCAUGACAGCUCUAGCCAGGGAGAAUCACGGCGGCCGAACCCUCCUUAUUGAGUCGGACGAUCGUUUUGUGCGAUCUGACGCCUUCUGGAUGGCUUUACAUCGUUUGUAUGGCGGUCCACUUCUGGACUUCGACACCCUUGGUUCUAUAAAUACAAACACCCAAUUGCCCAUUCCAGUACCAGGUACGCCUGUUGAUCGUUUCGAUCUCGCUCUCGGGUACGCCGCUGCAGGAAGUAUUCUUCAGAUCCCGCCGGUUAUUACUCGCGGAGUCGAAAUUGCAUGCAAUUUUGUGCAGUGGGUCACAAUCGAAAAGGCUCUUGAUUUUGCUCUUGAUGGUGGCCUUGAUGCCCAGUGGAUCCUAGAGAGUUCUUAUCAGCAACCCGAGACUCCAAGUACUUAUGGCCCAGCAGCCAACAUGCUCAUCCGAUAUGUAUUGGAGUUUAUCAUCACAGGCUUCCCUCCCAACUUUGAACUCAAUGACACUGUCGAUGAAAAUAGUCGCAAUCGUCGACUUCCCGCUAUUCCAGAGGGGCGUCCCAAUGCACAAAAUGCUCGUCUCAGCCGUAUCAAAUUUGGCGACCACCCGACUGGAGAGAGCACUAUGUAUACGAAUGCCAACUCCGUGAUAACCACCCUGUCCAAAGUCUUACUCGGCCUGCCAUUCCAUUUACUGAAAUACGUUCUGGAGUCACCACGACUUGGCAACGUUGACCUGUGGGCCAUUGCUACCCUCAGGCAAAAGGUCAUGGACAGCGUCAUCCAGGAGAGGGAGAACCGUCGAGUGAAGGUCUACAACAGCUCACAGGUAUCCAAUGCAGACCGUCAGAAGGACUAUGCUGUAUGGCAGGCGGUUGGCUGGCAAGAAUAUGUCGAAGUACAGGGUGGAAAGGAUGGAAUUCCUAUCCUCGCUCGCAAGUGGGUUGAUUACGUGCUCCCUGCCCACCAAGAUUAA
Lachnellula hyalina is the source of this 2244-nucleotide messenger RNA. RefSeq lists its product as uncharacterized. The transcript has 2 exons. Bases 1 to 2244 code for a protein of 747 amino acids. The record is from RefSeq and is a predicted model, not a curated record. Lineage: Eukaryota; Fungi; Ascomycota; Leotiomycetes; Helotiales; Lachnaceae.